Messenger RNA from Aspergillus pseudonomiae, 1855 nucleotides. RefSeq names its product putative ZIP family zinc transporter. The transcript has 3 exons. The record is from RefSeq and is a predicted model, not a curated record. Gene Ontology annotation, cellular component: plasma membrane. Gene Ontology annotation, molecular function: zinc ion transmembrane transporter activity. Gene Ontology annotation, biological process: zinc ion transmembrane transport. The coding region runs from base 249 to 1634 and encodes 461 amino acids. NCBI's taxonomy places the organism in Eukaryota, Fungi, Ascomycota, Eurotiomycetes, Eurotiales, Aspergillaceae.
ACAACAUGUCCUUCUCCCCAGCGUGGGAGCCCCGUCCACGUAACAAACCUCUACAUGCUUCAACAUUAUCGUGAAACAGCGAAUAUUCCUUAUAUUUAUUUAUUAUCUAGUUCCUGUAUCUCAAACUGUAUGUUUAGUCGAAGAGCGACAACCUUUCAAAAAUCGUGAUUGAUCGGCUGGAAAUUUCAGAGCUUGUCCUAGGUCAUGGAUCUGGUUUCAAUCCAAGAUUACAUAAGGUCUACAGGAAAAUGAAUGAAUUCACAAGGUGGCAGCGAGAUGGGUUGGGAAAAUUUAACCUCGAAAGCGCAGUUGAAUUGAGUGCAUAUAUACCUGAUACAGUUCUGCGGGCGGAGCUACGCCGAAGAAGCGGAAUCAGAGACUCUGACAAUGAUAAGCCAUUGUGUGGCUCAAAGGAUCGAGGUGUUUACAACACCCCAGUACAUGUAAUGGCACUUUUCCUCAUUUUAGUGCUGAGUACCUUCGCUUGUUCAUUUCCUGUACUUGCCCGCCGGUUCCCACGCCUACCAAUACCACGGCGCUUUCUUUUUCUUUCCAGACAUUUUGGGACAGGUGUGUUGAUAGCUACGGCCUUCGUUCAUUUACUCCCCACAGCGUUUGUGUCCCUGACAGAUCCAUGUCUUCCUCGAUUUUGGAGUGAAUCAUACCGUGCCAUGGCUGGCUUUGUCGCCAUGAUUUCCGUCUUUGUUGUGGUGGUGGUAGAGAUGUUUUUUGCCAUGAAAGGAGCAGGCCAUGUUCAUGGGAGUGAAUAUGACCAUCUGAUUAGUGAUGUCGGUGAGGACACUGCGAACAACUAUCAAAAUGAAGGUUCCGAAUAUUUACAAGAGUCAACGGAGAAUAUUCACCUCGAGGGCAUACCGAACGGCAACUAUACACAUAGCCUACCACAAUCCUCCCGUCACCUGCUGAGUGACUCAACAGACGACGGUACUCUUUCACAGUCCGCGAGGUUAAUUGCGCGCAAAGAGGAUGUAGGGGUUGGUCUUGAGGGAUCAGACUCUUAUGAUGACUCACGUACGAAUGCGCAUCAAAGCCCUUAUCCACACUCUGAGUUGGGUCAGCCUUCACCGGUUAUAUCGCGUGAACAGACGAACUCCAUGCUGUCCAUACAGAACCCGCAACGUCAGUUACUCCAGUGUCUUUUGCUUGAAGCGGGAAUACUCUUUCAUAGUAUUUUUAUUGGCAUGGCCCUUAGUGUUGCAACAGGGACAUCAUUCGUUGUACUACUCGUGGCCAUCUGCUUCCAUCAGACUUUCGAGGGUUUCGCUCUUGGCUCACGCAUUGCAUCACUUAUACCGGGCCUUUUUGCCCCAUCCUCCAUGAAGCCAUGGCUCAUGUCACUUGCAUAUGGGACUACAACACCCUUCGGCCAAGCCAUCGGUCUUAUCUUACAUAACCUAUAUGAUCCAACGAGCACUACUGGUUUGCUUAUGGUUGGUAUUACGAAUGCGAUAAGCAGCGGGCUUCUACUGUUCGCUGGCCUGGUUGAGCUUUUGGCCGAAGACUUUUUGAGUGAAUCAAGUUACGCAACCUUACAUGGUCGAAAGCGCGUUGAAGCAUGUAUAGCAGUUGCCUGCGGGGCUUUGUUAAUGGCGUUAGUUGGUGCAUUUGCCUAGAAAACUCCCAGUCCCUGUCUGCUUUCAUUGUGCUAUAUUAGUGUAAGCCCUGAAAGCUUGUAUGUAUACCUAAUGCUUUAUGUGAUGAUAUCCCUUGUAAUGUUUAUUAUUAGGCACAAGUGCUCGCUGUAGCUCUUAGCAUGCAUAUUAUAUAUGCAUUGCAUGAUCAACGUUCUGUCUUUUUGCUCGGUCCUUUGACCCUUUCUCUCCAUUAAGGUGAA